Messenger RNA from Seriola dumerili (greater amberjack), 2586 nucleotides. It is a transcript of the gene pou2af1, whose product is annotated as POU class 2 associating factor 1. Gene Ontology annotation, biological process: positive regulation of transcription by RNA polymerase II. Gene Ontology annotation, molecular function: POU domain binding; DNA binding; transcription coactivator activity. Bases 18 to 914 code for a protein of 298 amino acids. Gene Ontology annotation, cellular component: RNA polymerase II transcription regulator complex. The transcript has 5 exons. The record is from RefSeq and is a predicted model, not a curated record. Lineage: Eukaryota; Metazoa; Chordata; Actinopteri; Carangiformes; Carangidae.
UUAGCAAGAUAAGCAGUAUGCACUGGGAGAAAUCGUCACCAUCAGCUCUGGUCAGGUCCAGGCCGUACCAAGGUGUUCGAGUCAGAGACCCGGUCAAAGAGCUGCUGAGGAGGAAGCGGAGUCAGGAGCCGCACAGCACCAAGACAACGCCCCUCACUGCGAAUGUACAUUCUCACAACAACCAGUCAUCGUACACACAAGCCAUCUUUGGCUCUGAUGUUGCCGGCGGCACCGCAGCUGAGCCGUCAGCCACGGGAGGAGAUGCGGGGCUGCAGUGCACAGGAUGGAGAGCUCCGCCCCCUGCCCCCGGCGCCGGCCUGCAGCCGUGGUCUUCACCCGAGUACAACCAGCAGGACCCCUCGGCUCAGCCUCUGGCCUACCCAGCCACCACGCUGACUGCAGACCUGUACAUGCAGACUCUGUGCCCCAGCUACACCAUGCUGACCUACACACACGCACCGCUGCUCACUAACUUUGGGACCAUACCAGUGGCCCCAGCACCGGCCGCCCUCCCUCAGAUGGAGCUCCCAGACUCGGGGCUGACGUACCUCCCCUGGGCCCAGCCCCUCACCACCAUAUCCACCAUGCCCAACCCGGGGGUCCAGUUUGCUCCCGGCUCUACGGCCCUGUCCGGCUCGCCCCUGGUGCACAUGCCCUUGUCCAUGUCUUUGGCCACCAUGAUCCCUCAGCUGGAGGCCCAGGGCGCAGACCCUCAGCCCCAGAUCCUCGACCUCCCGCAGCGCUCGGAGCACCAGCUGGACCCCGAAGCACCGGGCCAGUCACUGGACGAAGAUCCGGAGAUAGAGCCGGAAUCACCGAACCUGCUGGAUAAACUUCUGGAGGAUCACAAGGAAGACGGUGAAGAGGAGGACAAAGACUCGUACAGCGGCUCGCUCUUCAUCCCCAACGUCUGAAAACAUUCAGACUGUACAGCAGUUUUUUCCCCGGGUUUCCUUUCUAAUAUUAAUAGUGACUGCCAUCUGUUUCAGUGCCGGAGCCCUGUUAUUGAGCACGCUGGAUAAUUUCACGUUAUUAUGACUUGGGUCUUCAUGUUGUAGCUGUGGACAAAGUAACUUCAGGCGUCAGGCUGUGUUGUCAAAUAGGCAAAUCAGGUAAAGCCCCCGGUUGUCUGUGUGUAAUAUGAUUCAUUGCAAAUUUGUUUGGUAACAUGCAUCAAUAUCACACUAUAAAAACUAAUCCUUGAGGUCCUUGUCUUGUGUGGAGAACCUGUGUCACAACCUGUCUUUAUUUUUAUGCCGCAGAGCUGCAGCCAUAUUGUUUUUGUGUUGUCCGUCCGUACGUCCGUCCCAUUCUUGUGGACACGAUAUCUCAGUAACGCCUUGACGGAGCUUCUUCAAAUUUGGCGCAGACAUUCACAGGGACUCCAGGAUGAAGUGAUUAGAUUUUGGUGGUCAAAGGUCAAAGGUCAAAGGUCAAGGUCACGGUGAACUCACAAACUGCGCCUUGUGAACGCGAUAUCUCGAGAACACAAAGUGUUCUGCCGGAGACCUACAGACUCGAGUUUAAGUUGAUAUUAUACAUGAUGCAUAUUCUUAAACAAAAUUGUUUUUAAUCAGAAUGAUCACAGACUAAAUGACCUGCUGUAGGUUAUUGUGGGGCAGUAAUAGUAGUUAGCCUCUUGUCCUCUGGGAAAAAUGGGUUGGGGGAAACAAGUAUGUUGGGCGGAGGUCAGUUGGGGGCCCACAGUUCAGCUCAGCCCUCUGGGCCCCUCGCAGGUUCGUCCGGCCCUGGCUGAGAUCUGGGAACACGUGCAGCAACAUGGUGACAGACAAUCAGACAGACUGUAAACAAGCUGAGCGUUAACCAGAUUAUCUAAACCUAGUUUAAGUGGAGUUCAGAUUGAAAGCGAACACAGUUAAAAUGUUGGUAAUGAAGCUGCAUUUCACAGGAAACAAGAGGAAGGUCAAAGUUGAACCAAACAGUCUUUUAAUUAUGUUGGACGUUUAAAAGAGAAAGUUUGGGUAAUAAUUUAUAGAUCGCUUCCAUUUUCUGGUUGACUAACUCGUAUUUUUGAAACCUGGUACAAACAUCUAUAAUAAUUAAACUGUUGCUAAAACCUGUCUGAUGAUGUUCCCAGAUCUCUAUGAUUCAUUUCAUGAUACGAGAACUAAACUGUAUUAAACCAUGUUAACAGUUAAACUUCUUUCUUUUACAUUUUUCCUCCAAUUUCAGCCAAAAUGCCUUCGACUGUUAUUGUUCCUGCUAUUUCUCAUAUACAUAAUUGUUUUAUUGAGUAUGUAAUAAGAUGUAAUGCUUUGCUUCACCUAAUUUAUAUUCUUGUUAGCAGCGCCUUCAUUUUCUUUCCUUUAAAAAGAGACAUGUCAGAUGUUUUCUGGGACACAGUUAUCGUACAGCUGUCCUGAGGUGUGGCCUUGGUUAUAAAAGCCCGUCAUUAAUGCUGUCAGAGGGGGAAGUUGACGGAGGAACAAAGAUGAAGUCGGGUCCUGACUGUCGGUAUCCGAAGGAGAAGAAGAAGGAGGUUUUCAUAGCUGAUGAAAAAUGGAUUUAGAAAAUGCUAUUUGAAUCCUGCAAGAAAAAGAAUGUCAUGGGCACAAAGUGAAAACU